This is a messenger RNA of Melitaea cinxia (Glanville fritillary), 2607 nucleotides long. It is a transcript of the gene MET1, whose product is annotated as aryl hydrocarbon receptor nuclear translocator-like protein 1. Gene Ontology annotation, biological process: regulation of transcription by RNA polymerase II. The coding region runs from base 131 to 1690 and encodes 519 amino acids. Gene Ontology annotation, cellular component: cytoplasm; aryl hydrocarbon receptor complex; transcription regulator complex. NCBI's taxonomy places the organism in Eukaryota, Metazoa, Arthropoda, Insecta, Lepidoptera, Nymphalidae. The transcript has a single exon. Gene Ontology annotation, molecular function: DNA-binding transcription factor activity, RNA polymerase II-specific; protein dimerization activity; RNA polymerase II cis-regulatory region sequence-specific DNA binding. The record is from RefSeq and is a predicted model, not a curated record.
AGUGCAAAUACGUUUGUGUGUUCGAUGGAUUUUUUGUCAUUAACGAUGUAGCGAAGUUAUUCGUUGUUGGUAAUAUAUUCUGAGUGUUGAUCAGUGACUUAUAAACAAGGGCACUUGUGAACAAUUGAUAAUGAUGGAAUCUCCUGGGCCUGCAAGUACUCAUCUUGGAGUCCACGCUGGAGUGGCUAGUCAAGUUGGACUUGCGAGUCCAGAUUUUGGAAUGGCAGCUUCUGUUCCUCAGACCUUCGAUUUACAAAACGUGUGUUGUGGUGACUCUUCAUCUGAUGCACACUCGCCUGAUUUGCCAGUUGCUAAAGCAAGCGACAGACAAUCGCGUAUUAAUGCUGAAAAACAUCGGAGAAGUCAGUUUAAUUCUCAAAUUGCUCAAAUGAUGUCUUUACUUUCGGAUGUUGUCCAUUCGCAACGAAAAGUUGACAAAACGAGCGUUUUGCGACUUGCUGCUAAUAAACUGCGAAAUGAACAUGUAUUUGGUGACACAAUUAAAUGUCGUCAUGUAGAAACUUGGUCUCCAGCCGUGUUAAAAAUAUUUGACCUUAUCGGAGGAUUUAUGUUUGCUGUCACAUGUAAAGGCCGUAUUUUUAUCGUCUCGCCCAAUGUUCAAGAGAAAUUAGGAUAUUGUCACAUUGAUCUACUCGGUCAGGACAUUUAUAACUAUGUACACAAUGAAGAUAAGGAAAUACUUAGGCAACACAUUUACCCUGCAGAACUACAGACUGGUUGCAAUGUAAAAUUAUUUGAACAGCAUCAUAAUUUUCAUAUCCGAAUAAUGAGAUCAGGUGCUAGAUUAGACCCACCCAGGUAUGAACGUUGCAGGAUAGAUGGCAUGCUUCGCCGCUCAGAUCGAGCCACUGCCAACUCUGUCCAAGAUGAGCAGACCAUUAGAAGGCAGAGAGUAAGACAUCAUCGUACAUUUUCUUCAAGUGGAAAUGACUAUGUCUUUAUAGGAAUGGUUCACGUUUUAUCAAAUAGUUUACCUGCUAGAAUGCUGCCACCAACGGCAUAUUCUGAAUACUGGACAAGGCAUUUGAUUGAUGGUCGUAUAGUCCAAUGUGACCAAAGUAUUUCUCUGGCUGCAGGAUAUAUGACAGAAGAAGUGACAGGAACUUCUGCCUUUGUAUUUAUGCACAAAGAAGAUGUUCGUUGGGUCAUUUGUGUUUUGCGACAAAUGUAUGAUCAAAGCAGAGAGUUUGGUGAAUCUUAUUAUAGACUUAUGUCACGUUCAGGCCAUUUUAUUUAUAUGAGAACGAGAGGUUAUCUUGAAAUUGACAAAGAUACUAAGAAAGUACAAAGCUUUGUGUGUGUUAACAGUGUUAUAGGAGAGAAAUACGGUAAAAAGAUGAUGGAAGACAUGAAAAGAAGGUAUUCUGUGAUGGUAGACUCAGAUAGGUUAGAAAAUGAAAAAACACUGGCUAUUGACGAGGCUCCUGUAGAGCAUCCCAAAAGUUUAGAGCGCAUUGUUAUGCAUUUAGUAGAGCCAGCAACCAGUGAAAGUGUCGAUGAGCUAAAAUUUGUUGCACCAUCAAAAGAACAUAUAAUUUCUGCAAUUAAAAACAGUGAGCGAGUUGUACAGGAAACUGGUGUAAGAUUUGAUACUCGCAAAAGAAAAAAUUCAGACAGUGAUGAUAACAGUGAACAUUUGAAAAGACAUAGUGCAGUUUCUGAUACUUAAAUAUGCGUCUUAUAAACAUUUUUAUAAUUGGACUCAAUAUUUUGAAUAAAAUAUGUUCAUAUUGUUUUAUCAAAAAAAAAAUUUUUUUGUUAUUUCAAUGAAAAAGUUGAAGUAAUUGAUAAACUUUUUAGGGUGGUAAACUUCGAGUCAAUUGGAAUAUGUUUAUAUUACUAAACAACAAUUUCUAUGGUUUUAAGUUACUUUAAGGAGUUGUUAAGUAACUAUUUUUUGCAGAUAAUUGAUAGUGAUAUUACCACUAGAAUUUAAUAUUUUUAUUAUAGUCAUUUUUUUUUUCAAUUAUACUUGAUGUGCCAAAAUUUCAAUAUCUGCAUAAGUAAUUUGAUGAACUUAGGUGUCCAAAGUAAAAAGUUGUCUAAAUUAUCAAGAGAUCUAUUCAUGAUUACAAUAUUAUAAUAUUAUAUGAAAUAUACACAUAUCACAUUUCCUCACUCUAAAUAACCGUUAAAGAUUUGAAAUUUGAAAUCUAUAAUCAUAUUUUGAAGCCGAUCAUAUUUAAAAAUUCUAAAAUACAUUUUGAAACUUUAUUAUUUCAUUUAAAAUAAUAACAAUAAAUAAGUGUGCAACAUAUUAGUAUGGUCAUUGUGAAUUAUAAUUAUUUGUGCAGCUUUUCAGUUACAAUGUAUGUAUUUAUAUUUUGUGUGCCUAAUUCACUAGUCAUAGUGGAAGUCUUUGAUGCAUUUUAAUUAGUUUUAUUUGACAUCUCCGUUGUAAUAUUGUGCUGUAGUAUAAAAAUGUAUAAGACAGUACAUUGACUGAUACCUUUUCUAUUUUUAUAAAGUGUAAAUUAUUUGUAUUGUCAACUCUACAUAAUAUAAAUAAAAAGGAAUUUAGAGAGCACUGAUUGUGUGUGCCAUUUUAUUGAAAUUGUAUAAUAAUUAUCUUUUAAAGAAAUGAAA